AUGGCAAAGCCCAGUGAAUCAACAAAGUUAGAAGGAUUGGGCGGCUUUUAUGAGUACGCUGGUUCCGGAAAAUUGAAAGACAAGAAGGCUCUCAUCACUGGUGGAGACUCCGGGAUCGGGCGAUCCGUGGCGAUCCUGAUGGCCAGAGAGGGUGCAGAUGUCACAAUCGUUUACUUACCAUCUGAACAACCGGAUGCAGAGGCGACCAAGGCUUCGGUAGAGGAAGAGCAGCGGACAUGUCUUCUCAUCCCGGGGGAUUUACGAGAUCGCAACCUGUGUCGCCACGCGGUUGAUGAACAUGUAAAGAAACACGGCAAGCUCAAUAUACUUGUGAAUAAUGCAUCAAAGCAGUACAUGUGUGAGGUUUUUGAAGACAUCGAUCUGGAUAAGACCGAAGACAUAUUCAGGACCAACAUCGUUCAGAUGAUUGCGAUGGCCAAGUUUGCUCUCCCUCAUAUGAGCCGUGGGGACUCCAUAAUAAACACGUCUUCCAUCGUGGCUCUGCGUGGCUCCGGUACUAUGAUCGACUACGCUGCGACCAAGGGAGCCAUCAUAAGCUUUACCAGAGCUUUAGCGACUUACUUGAUCCCCAAAGGCAUUCGGGUCAAUGCAGUGGCCCCCGGGGCGAUAUAUACCCCAAUUCAAGUCGAUACCCGAGAUGCUCAGCAGAUGGAAGGAUGGGGCCAUAAGGUUGGUCUAGGUCGACCGGGCGAGCCGAGUGAGGUUGCAACAAGCUUCAUUUUCUUGGCUAGUGCAGAUGCUUCUCUGUACUGUGAGUGGUCAAACCCCCCAGAAGUGACCAUGCCCACAUUUCCCCCCCUCGGUCUUUUUUCUAACCCAACUUCUACAUCUAGAUGGGCAGAUACUGUGUUGCUUUCCUCUUGGCGAUUAAAUGGGCAAUUAGGUUGGACUUCUAAGGGUCUGAGGUGGAACAGUUACACAAAAGCCCCUGCAAACUGA
Penicillium olsonii is the source of this 960-nucleotide messenger RNA. The record is from the annotation of a GenBank genome assembly. Lineage: Eukaryota; Fungi; Ascomycota; Eurotiomycetes; Eurotiales; Aspergillaceae.